This is a messenger RNA of Quercus robur (English oak), 1471 nucleotides long. RefSeq names its product rhomboid-like protein 14, mitochondrial. Lineage: Eukaryota; Viridiplantae; Streptophyta; Magnoliopsida; Fagales; Fagaceae. Gene Ontology annotation, molecular function: serine-type endopeptidase activity. The transcript is spliced from 2 exons. Gene Ontology annotation, cellular component: membrane. The record is from RefSeq and is a predicted model, not a curated record. Bases 251 to 1243 code for a protein of 330 amino acids.
AAUAAUAAAAAAGACUUGGUAGAAGUAGAAGUGUAGAAGGGAAACGUCUGGAAUUCUCUUCUCUCCAUUGUUACUCUUUAAUCUUAUAUAUGCUUUUCUUGGCAACCAAGGUUUUUCGUUUUCAUAACAUAUAAGAAUCCACAUCUUCACCAACUUUGGAGAGAAAGAGAAAUAGAGGGAGAGUGUAUAUUUUGUAUAUUCAACUACAAGUAAUCGAAAAAAGAGAGAAAAAAAAAAAAUUAAGCAAAAGAUGGAGAGAGGAAGAGGGAGAAUGUUGCCGUUGCUGGCGCUUCACGCGGCGAGCGAGUUUUACAGGCUUGAGAGGAAGCCACCUGUUACGGCUGCACUUCUCGCUGCCAAUACUCUGAUUUAUUUGAGACCCGGAUUUCUCCAUUCUAUUCUUCCUUCCAUUGAUCAAGUCUGGUUCAAUCCCUAUCUCAUCCUCAGGCACAGGGACUUGAAGCGAUUUUUCUUGUCAGCAUUCUACCAUUUGGGCGACUCUCAUCUGGUCUAUAACAUGAUAUCACUCUUAUGGAAGGGGAUUCAAUUGGAAACUUCAAUGGGAAGUGCUGAAUUUGCCUCUAUGGUUGCUGCUCUUCUUACUAUGUCCCAGGGAAUCACACUUAUACUAGCAAAAUCCCUUCUCUUGUUCUUUGACUAUAAGAAGGCAUACUACUCUGAGUAUGCUGUUGGAUUUUCUGGUGUUCUCUUUGCCAUGAAAGUUGUUCUUAAUUCUCAUUCAGAAAACUACACUUAUGUGCAUGGACUAGUAGUGCCAGAGAGAUAUGCUGCAUGGGCAGAGUUGAUUCUCAUCCAAAUGUUUGUACCUGGUGUCUCAUUCCUCGGUCACCUAGGUGGAAUACUUGCUGGGAUUCUCUAUCUGCGUUUGAAAGGUGGAUAUUCAGGUUCAGACCCAUUGACUGUACUCUUUAAAGGUCUAGCUGGUGCAUUGAGCUGGCCUGUGAAGCUUAUAAGGAAGUUCUUUGGGUCCCAGCAGCGGAGGAUUUCUGGUAGGGGAACUGUUGGUAGGAAUCGUGCUGACACAGGAAGGACUCCAUCUGAUGUGUGGAGAUGCCAAGAAUGCACAUUUGAUAAUUCUGGUUGGUUAAGUAUUUGUGAGAUGUGUGGAACAAAUCGAAGUAGCAAUGGAAAUGGAUUUUCUUCCCGUCAAUCAUUACAUCAUUCCCGUGACCCUUCUUUAGAAGAAGUACGGCGUCGGAGGAUUGACAGAUUUGGGAGAUGAUCAUGAUUCAAGAAAGCCUGUGCUUAUAAACCUCAGGAAGACAGUAGAUUCAUUUGAACUUAAGGAGGCAGAUAUCAAUGGGAAGACAUGACUUCUAUUUUGAUGCUGCUUUCUCUGGCCCUAUUGUAUUGUUUUCUAUAUAGGUUGAAGAUUGUUACUUUGUGACAGUAUCUUUUUAGUUGUAAAUCCGGGCACCUCUUUUCUUUUGGGUUACCUCUUAUCUAGUUA